GCAAUAGAAUUCACUAAACAAGAUUACUUAAAGACAUACCUUGCUAUAUCACAUGUUUGUUACAUAUUUCAGUCAUAUCCUGGUUAUCAUCCUUGAUGCAAUUUUAAGACUUAAAAACAAUGAAAAACAGAGACAUAGCUACACAAGCAGUAUGUUCAGAAUAAAAGGCGACUAAAAGUAAAAUUACAUGGACAUCACAACACAUGAAAAAGGCCCACAGUACGUAAGAAGUGGAGGACACCGCUCAAUGGUGAGCUCCCCUCACCGAGCAAUCCUGAAAGUGUAACAGGAAGGUUAAAAGUAGAGCGGGCCUGGUGAUAAUGCGGGCACUCCAGAAGGAUGUGGCGUACAGUCAGGGGAAUGCCGCAGUGGUCACACUCUGGCGGUGGUUCCCCCUGCAGGAGGUACCGGUGAGUAAGGCUGGUGUGGCCUAUUCGCAGUCUGGUCAUGAUCGUGUCCUCCCUGCGAGUGAGAUGGUCGGCGAAGCAAUGGCGGCGAGGUGUCUCGCAGACGGAGCGGAGCUUGUUGUUCAGAGGGAGGGAGAAUGCCACUCCCUCUGCCAGGCAGUCCAAACAAUCUCCCGGGCAGCCAGCAAAACAUCGCAUACAGGGACACGGUGUAUGCUAGGUGGAAGUCCACAAGCUUCCUUUGCUGCUCGAUCUGCGGCUUCGUUGCCAGGGAUGCCUAAAUGCCCAGGUACCCACAGGAACUCAACACGAGUACCCCUGAGUUCCACGUCGCGCAGUUUCUGGCGAAUCAGGGCAAGAACAGGGUGCGAAGUCGAGCCAGACUGGAGGGCCGACAGUGCGCUCAUAGAGUCGGAGCACACAAGAUACCGACGGUGUGUGCCUCCACCGAUAUAACCCAGGGCCUAUAAAAUGGCGUAGAGUUCGGAAGUUAGGACACUACAAAUAGGGUGUAACCCAAACAAAUAACUCUCCUGGCCGUAAAUAAAAGAACACCCGACGUUUCUAUCCGAGCAGUACCCGUCCGUGUACAGGCAGUAAAACCCACAGAAUUUGUCACACAUAAGGUCUCCAAAAAUCGCUCUGUACACAAAGGGUGGUGUAGACGGCUUUGCCCAUCUCGCCAGGUCGAGGUGUACCACAGGCUCACGUUGCACCCAGUGUUGCUCAUGUUGAACAGGGGGUAGCAUGUUAUGCAGAAGCGCUGUGUUUGCCCAAGCGGCGUGUGCUCGGACACACGCCGGCCUGGUAACACGUGGCUUCGCUGCAUACAGUGCUAAACAAGGGGGGUGCAGAAACGACAUAUGGUGGGGAUGUGAGGGGUCUGAAUGGACACGCGCUCCAUACGAGAGUAGCAGGAGGUCUCGCCUAUACUGCAGUGGCAGUUCACCAGCUUCCGCAUGGAGGCUCACGACCGGGCUGGUACGGAAUGCACUGGUAGCGAUGCGGAGACCAGCAUGGUGAACGCUCGCCAACUGCUUUAACACAGACGGCCGUGCCGAGGAGUAGGCCACACAUCCGUAGUCGAGCUUACUCCGGAUCAGAGCGUGAUACAAACGAAGCAGGGUCAUUCGGUCCGCGCCCCAAUCUCGACUACUCACCAAUUUAAGGAGGUUGAGCCCUUUGCCACAACGAACUUUCAGGUCUUUAAUGUGAGGCAACCAAGUCAGUUUGGGAUCAAACAUGAGUCCCAGAAAUUUUACCGUACUAGGGACCGGUAGUACUGAGCCAUAUAGUUUAAUCGCAGAGGCAGGGAAAAGACUGCGCUUUCGGGAGAAAUGCAUCACCUGAGUCUUGGCAUGGGAAAACCUGUAGCCUUUAGAGUCCGCCCAGCUCUCCAGCCGCCGCACCACAAGCUGGCGAAUGUGGCUGAGCGGCAAAAGAUGGUCAAAUCAUCCACGUACAAAGCGCAUUGCACUGGAGGGCGGACGGCCACUGCAAAGAGUGUGACGCUCAGUACACUUCCCUGUGGGACACCGUUCUCCUGUACGUACACACGGGAGAGAGUAGUGCCAUUACGAACCUGCAUAAAAUGUGAGAUAAGAAAAGGGAGAUAGACUCGAAGGCCCCAGUCAUACAGUUGUUGAAGAAUACUAAACCACCAUGUUGUGUCAUAAGCCUUUUCAAGGUCAAAGAAGAUAGCGAUAACAUGCUGUCUGUGAAGGAAGGCGUCCUGUACCAGUGCUUCCAAGCCCACAAGGUGAUCGACAGUCGAGCGAUUACGCCUGAAGCCACAUUGGAGAGGGGAGAGGAGCCGCCACGCCUCAAGAUCUCCCCAACCCAGACAAUGGAACGGAUCCCAUCAGCAUUGGCGGCCUCUUUCUUCGAGGAAGAGGUGGAGGAGGGGACGAGUAUUCCAGCCGACAUUGCGGGGGCCUUCUUCGCAGAAGACCUGCUGGAAGGGCCGUCGUCUCCCCCUCCUCCUCCGCCAACACCACCGGCCAAGACUUCGCCGCUGCUGUUGGUGGCGGGCCCCUCUGGGACAUGUCCCUGGGGUCAGCCCCUAACAGCCGACGAAAAAAGAGGGGUCCGGCUACCUGCUACAAACCAGCAGGUGCCGGCUCUGCCUAGCGGCAAAGUCGUGGCCAAGCUGAUGGCUAUGGACGCCCAGCGGGGUAGGGGGGGAUAAUAAAUAAAAAAAAUUUUAACUAAGUAA
Molecule: messenger RNA, 2622 nt
Organism: Bacillus rossius redtenbacheri
Lineage: Eukaryota; Metazoa; Arthropoda; Insecta; Phasmatodea; Bacillidae
Exons: 2
Coding region: 2116-2595 (159 amino acids)
Source: RefSeq, a predicted model, not a curated record